Messenger RNA from Clunio marinus, 1149 nucleotides. NCBI's taxonomy places the organism in Eukaryota, Metazoa, Arthropoda, Insecta, Diptera, Chironomidae. The record is from the annotation of a GenBank genome assembly.
AUGAGGAUUCAAAUUCUCCUAACUCUUUUAAUAAUUUCUAUCAAUUAUGUUUGUGCUGAGAAUGAAAGCCGAUCUUCGAUACUUCCCGAUGCUGUUGAAGAAUAUUUAUCAACAAGAGUUUCAAGAGGUACUGCGAAUUACAUUUUGGAACGAGAUGAAGACAAUUUUCAAACUACUUAUGAAGUGAAAGAUUUUUUGGAUGAAUUUUUGAAAAAGAAAUUUACAAUUCCAAAGAUUGGCAUUCGAAUUGAAACUUUUGCAGUUCCAACAGAACGUAAAAGAGUUUUUCGAAUAUUUAUUGUAUCUUCUUAUGAAGGAUUAACCAGGAUGUUUAAUGAGAGAUCAUUGAAGGAUAUUCUACUUAAUGGACAUUUCUUAAUAAUAUUACCAAAAUGCGAAAAUCAUGAUUUUGAGAAAUUUUUCGAUUUUCUAUGGAAUUUGAGAAUUGUUAAUGUCAACAUAAUUUGCGCAAAAACAAACCAAUCAGUUUCAGUGUUUUCUUUCAUGCCCUUCACACAAAAUAAUUGCCGAGACACCAAACCAAUUCUCAUUAAUCAAUAUCAAAACGGAAAAUUUAUUAAACCAUCGAAUUUCUUUGAUCCUUUGAAGAUCAAAGACAUGAAAGGCUGUCCGGUACGAGUGGCUCUAACAAACAAGUUUGGUGCAGUUUCUUAUUCUGCAACUGACAAAAAUAAGAAAAGAAUAAGCAAACCAAUUAUCAAACUUAUCUCAACUUUGUCUGAGGCAUUAAAUUUCAAACUGAAUUUUACUUACAUGGGCUAUAAAGGAUUUUUUUUUGAAAAUGGAACAUCAGAAGGGCCAUUGAGAGUUUUGUUAGACGAAAAUGCUGAUUUGGCCGUAGGAAAUUGGUGGCUUAAAACAAAUCGCUUGAAAUUCUUCAGUAGCACAGUUUCAUAUGCUCAACAACCGUUGAUUUUUGUUGUCCCACCAGGAAAACCAGUGACACAUUUGGAAAGACUCAUCUCAGCUUUCAGUCUUCAAUCUUGGCUCUGUAUCGGAUUAUUUUACCUGAUCGGAAGUUUAGUGAUAUUAUUUGUUCAGUUGAAAUCUCCUUGCGUUCAAGAAUUUGUUUUUGGGGCUGGCCUGACAAGUCCAAUGUUUAGAAUNCAUGCCAUUCACAAAAAAUAA